GCCGCUCUUGUCAUCCUCGAAUGAUAGCGGCUGGUUGAUGAUUUCAUGGUGUGUGCAUCGUUUUUAGAGUUGCUCCUAAAAAUGCCGAGUCAAGAGGUUGCAACAACUAAAGUUGUGGUUCACCCGCUGGUAUUAUUAAGCGUGGUGGAUCAUUUUAAUCGUAUGGGAAAAAUUGGAAAUCAAAAGAGAGUAGUUGGUGUACUUUUAGGCUGCUGGAGGGCCAAAGGAAUCUUAGACGUAUCAAACAGUUUUGCAGUUCCUUUUGAUGAGGAUGACAAAGAUAAAAGUGUAUGGUUUCUUGAUCAUGAUUAUCUAGAAAAUAUGUAUGGAAUGUUCAAGAAAGUCAAUGCUCGUGAGAAGGUAGUAGGCUGGUACCACACUGGACCUAAGCUACAUCAAAAUGAUGUUGCCAUUAAUGAAUUAAUAAGAAGAUACUGUGCCAAUUCAGUCUUGGUAAUUAUUGAUGCGAAGCCAAAGGAUCUCGGACUUCCUACGGAAGCAUAUCAAGCAGUUGAGGAAGUACACGAUGAUGGUUCCCCUACUUCUAAAACUUUUGAGCACAUCCCAAGUGAAAUUGGAGCUGAAGAAGCAGAAGAGGUAGGAGUGGAACAUUUAUUGCGAGAUAUUAAAGAUACCACAGUUGGUACACUCAGUCAAAGAAUCACAAAUCAGUUACUUGGCUUGAAAGGUCUUCACGAACAAAUUCGGGAAAUUAGAGAUUAUUUGCUUCAGGUUGGCAGUGGAAAAUUACCUAUAAACCAUCAAAUUGUUUACCAGCUUCAAGAUAUCUUCAAUUUAUUACCAGAUAUGACUCAAAGUAGCUUUGUUGAUUCGUUAUAUGUAAAGACAAAUGAUCAAAUGUUAGUUGUAUAUCUGGCAGCUCUGGUUAGGUCUAUAGUGGCAUUACACAAUUUGAUCAACAAUAAAUUGACUAAUCGUGAUGCUGAGAAAAAAGAAACAGAUGGAAAGAAGGAUACAAAAAAGGAAGAGAAAAAAGAAGAGGAGAAAAAAGGAGAGGAAAAAACGAAAGCUAAAAAUCAGUGAUUGAAGCAUUGUUCAGUUGCAACAUUGAAACUGUUAAAGUUGAGGACGAUUAUCGAUUCUGUGUGUAAUAAAUAAUAAGCAAGUCUGUUUACAAUUUGUACAGAAUUACAUCUCACUUAUAAAUAAUGAUGGCAAUUUAAAUAUGUAUUAUGGCAUAUUGGGAUUUCUAAACUACUCUGGCAUAAUUCUGUGAGCUACUAAGAUAUUAGGCACAAAGAAGAAUAGAAAACUUAACACUUCCAAUUUUGAAUGUAAUAAAUAGUAAAUAUACCGAAAAAUUUAGGAUUUAGACAUUUU
Messenger RNA from Camponotus floridanus (Florida carpenter ant), 1341 nucleotides. RefSeq names its product 26S proteasome non-ATPase regulatory subunit 7 (gene Rpn8). Gene Ontology annotation, biological process: proteasome-mediated ubiquitin-dependent protein catabolic process. Gene Ontology annotation, molecular function: metallopeptidase activity; protein binding. The record is from RefSeq and is a predicted model, not a curated record. Gene Ontology annotation, cellular component: proteasome complex; proteasome regulatory particle. The transcript has 5 exons. Lineage: Eukaryota; Metazoa; Arthropoda; Insecta; Hymenoptera; Formicidae. Bases 46 to 1044 code for a protein of 332 amino acids.